Syzygium oleosum is the source of this 647-nucleotide messenger RNA. Its product is annotated as major allergen Pru ar 1-like. Gene Ontology annotation, cellular component: cytoplasm; nucleus. The transcript is spliced from 3 exons. The record is from RefSeq and is a predicted model, not a curated record. The coding region runs from base 84 to 551 and encodes 155 amino acids. Gene Ontology annotation, molecular function: protein phosphatase inhibitor activity; signaling receptor activity; abscisic acid binding. NCBI's taxonomy places the organism in Eukaryota, Viridiplantae, Streptophyta, Magnoliopsida, Myrtales, Myrtaceae. Gene Ontology annotation, biological process: defense response; abscisic acid-activated signaling pathway.
CACCAAGCUCAGAAAUCUUCCUUAAACUCCAGCCACCUUCAUCAUAGUUUCAUAAUUUUCUCUAGCUAGCAACAAAGUUAUUCAUGGGUGUCUUCACUUUCACAGAUGUAUACACAUCCACGAUUCCUCCAAAAAAGAUUGCCCUCAUUGUGGACUCCCACAAUCUCAUUCCUAAGCUCAUGCCUCAAUCCAUCAAGAGUAUCAACAUCGUCCAAGGCAAUGGAGGGGCCGGGAGUAUUAAGCAGAUCAAUUUUAUCGAAGGAAGCCAACUUAGUAGCAUGAAGAAUCGAGUGGAUGAGCUGAACAAAGAGACGUUCACAUACAAGUAUACUAUGAUCAAUUUGAUGGAUAAAUUCGAAUCUAUCGCAUGCGAAGUCAAGUUCGAGCCAACCCCAGAUGGUGCGAGCAAGAACAAGAUGACCAACACCUACUACACCAAGGGCAAUGUCGAGCUUAAAGAAAAGGACAUCAAGGCUGGAAAAGAGAGAGCCUUGGGAAUGUAUAAGGUUGCGGAAGCAUACCUCCUUCAAAACCCUAAUGCUUAUGCUUGAUUCUUACAAAUAAAACUCUUAAAUAAGUUUGGAGCAACCUUCUCCAAUAAGUACUUGAAUGGUUAAUAAGGAUAUGUACUUUGCACUUGGUAAUUG